GUUUUUAUAUUUGUCUAUAUUUAAUACUGCAUGCAUAUGUCCAAAUAUUGAAUAUGACAUGAUGAAAAAAUUACUAGGGAUAUAAAAAGGACCUUAGUCUUGUGGCUUUUUUGUUUUUAUUUGUUUCCUUACAUAUAGAAAAAUAAUAAUUGAAACUAAUCAAAAAAUAUUACUAGUAGGUGCAAAAGUGUUCGGUUUGAAAAUGAACGAAAUGUGAUGGUGUAGGAUUUUCAUCAUUACAGAGACUGUGUGAACAGGCGUUUUCAGCCGGUUGAAAUUAGCUUCGGUUUCUCGGUUUCCAGCUAUAUGUUCAGUUUUGUGAUAUGCGUCCGUUAGUUACAAUGGGAAUCUCAUGGGCCACACUAACCAGCGUCCAAACUCCAAAUCAUUGAGCCCAACAGCAGCCUCUGCCACGUGAAAAAUGUUGGACCAAAAUACCCUCUUGGGUCGACGGCCCAUGGGCCUAAAACCUAAUGCACUAUUCCCGGUAAGGACGGUCCCACAUGUCAGUGCCCGAGGAGGCAAGUGGGACCCAGCUCCACUCUCCUCCCCUCCCCUUCCCAACACUGUGGCACACCGCACAUGACUCGCCGAUGGCGGCGACUCCGACGGCUGCGCUAGCGCCGGUGACGAGCGGCGUAACUCUACGUAGGGGCCGCGCGUGUCUCCACUCCUCCACCUUUUCGCUCCCAGAUCCCAGCCCUUGCCGCCGUGCAGUCUAGUUGGCGGCUAUGCCCUUCCGGCCUCCCGUGCUUCGCUGUCCUACGACCCCUGUACCGUGUGCCCGCGCAGCUCGCCGAAGGGUCCAACCCACGGCGUCGAAGCCGAAUGGUAUUAGCUGAGGUCCCAGCAAGCUCUUAGCCCUGUCGUCUUCUCACUGCAUCCGAGAUAGGUUAUUGACAUUGGUCAGAUUGGUUGCUAUCGUCCUAUUUUUCAUAUGGCGUAUCAGGCACCCGUACGCCGAUGGCAUGUUUUUCUGGUGGAUAUCUGUGAUUGGAGAUUUUUGGUUUGGUGUUAGUUGGCUGCUAAACCAAGUGGCAAAGCUGAAACCGAUCAGGCGUGUUCCCGAUCUUAACCUCUUACAACAACAGUUUGAUCUUCCUGAUGGAAACUCCAACCUCCCUGGCCUUGAUGUAUUCAUCAACACCGUCGAUCCCAUAAAUGAGCCUAUGAUAUACACUAUGAACGCCAUUUUAUCCAUUCUUGCAGCAGACUACCCAGUUGACAAGCAUGCUUGCUAUCUUUCGGAUGAUGGUGGAUCGAUCAUCCAUUAUGAUGGUUUACUUGAGACUGCAAAGUUUGCUGCGUUAUGGGUUCCCUUUUGCCGAAAACAUUCCAUUGAGCCUAGGGCCCCUGAGAGCUAUUUUGCAGUGAAGUCACGUCCAUACGCUGGAAGUGCACCAGAGGAUUUUCUCAGUGACCACAGAUACAUGCGUAGGGAGUAUGAUGAGUUCAAGGUACGCUUAGAUGCGCUUUUUACUGUCAUUCCCAAACGGUCAGAUGCAUACAACCAGGCACAUGCCGAAGAAGGUGUGAAGGCAACCUGGAUGGCAGAUGGGACAGAGUGGCCUGGUACAUGGAUUGAUCCAUCUGAGAACCAUAAGAAAGGAAAUCACGCUGGAAUUGUUCAGGUUAUGUUGAACCAUCCGAGCAAUCAACCUCAACUUGGUCUACCAGCAAGCACUGACAGCCCUGUGGACUUCAGCAAUGUUGAUGUGCGCCUUCCUAUGCUUGUAUACAUAGCCCGCGAGAAGCGCCCAGGCUAUGACCACCAAAAGAAGGCAGGUGCCAUGAACGUGCAGCUGCGAGUAUCUGCCCUCCUCACCAAUGCACCAUUCAUCAUCAACUUUGAUGGUGACCACUAUGUCAACAACUCGAAGGCCUUCCGUGCUGGUAUAUGUUUCAUGCUCGAUCGACGUGAAGGUGACAACACUGCCUUUGUCCAAUUCCCCCAACGUUUUGAUGACGUUGACCCAACUGAUAGGUAUUGCAAUCACAACCGAGUCUUCUUUGAUGCUACUUUGCUCGGCCUCAAUGGUAUCCAGGGCCCCUCUUAUGUUGGCACCGGUUGCAUGUUCCGCCGAGUCGCACUGUAUGGUGUUGACCCACCUCGUUGGAGACCCGAUGAUGGCAAUAUUGUGGAUAGCUCCAAAAAGUUCGGCAACUUGGACUCCUUCAUCAGCUCAAUACCUAUAGCAGCAAACCAAGAACGCUCAAUCAUAUCACCACCUGCCCUUGAAGAGUCUAUCCUGCAGGAGUUGAGUGAUGCCAUGGCAUGUGCAUAUGAGGAUGGGACUGACUGGGGCAAGGAUGUUGGUUGGGUUUACAAUAUUGCAACCGAGGAUGUGGUGACUGGUUUCCGAUUGCAUCGGACAGGGUGGCGCUCAAUGUACUGCCGCAUGGAGCCUGAUGCAUUCCGCGGCACUGCACCAAUCAACCUCACUGAGCGCCUCUACCAGAUUCUGCGCUGGUCAGGUGGCUCCCUUGAGAUGUUCUUCUCACAUAACUGCCCACUCCUUGCUGGCCGCCGACUCAACUUUAUGCAACGAAUUGCUUACAUUAACAUGACAGGCUACCCAGUUACAUCAGUCUUCCUUUUGUUCUAUCUCCUCUUCCCUGUCAUAUGGAUCUUUCGCGGCAUAUUCUACAUACAGAAGCCAUUUCCUACAUAUGUAUUGUACCUUGUGAUCGUCAUAUUUAUGUCAGAAAUGAUCGGUAUGGUUGAGAUCAAGUGGGCGGGGCUAACACUACUGGACUGGAUCCGCAAUGAACAGUUCUACAUUAUUGGAGCAACAGCUGUUUACCCGCUUGCAGUCCUGCACAUAGUGCUGAAGUGUUUUGGUUUGAAGGGUGUCUCAUUCAAGCUGACAGCAAAACAAGUAGCAAGCAGCACCAGCGAGAAGUUUGCAGAACUGUAUGAUGUUCAAUGGGCACCAUUGUUGUUCCCGACGAUAGUGGUGAUAGCAGUGAAUAUCUGUGCCAUUGGCGCGGCAAUAGGCAAGGCUCUCUUUGGAGGAUGGUCACUGAUGCAGAUGGGAGAUGCGUCGCUCGGGCUGGUAUUCAACGUGUGGAUCCUGCUGCUGAUAUAUCCAUUUGCACUGGGUAUCAUGGGAAGAUGGAGCAAGAGACCCUAUAUCCUGUUCGUCUUGAUUGUGAUUUCAUUUGUUAUAAUCGCAUUGGCCGAUAUUGCCAUCCAGGCAAUGCGUUCUGGAUCCGUUCGGCUCCACUUUAGACGGUCAGGUGGAGCCAACUUCCCUACAAGCUGGGGGUUUUAGGAUUAAUUUGUAUCUCCAAUGUUAGCUGGUAUUUGUUUUUCCCUUGUUGAGUUUUUUUUUUUUUUGUUGAUUCUCAGGUUUUACUUUACAUGCUGUGCAUAGCAUAGUACAUGUACAGAACUACAGAUUCGUUCAAUAAAUGAAAGAUUAGCCAUUUGUCUAAUAAAAUAA
This is a messenger RNA of Oryza sativa Japonica Group (Japanese rice), 3446 nucleotides long. Its product is annotated as probable mixed-linked glucan synthase 8. Gene Ontology annotation, cellular component: trans-Golgi network; plasma membrane. Gene Ontology annotation, molecular function: cellulose synthase (UDP-forming) activity. NCBI's taxonomy places the organism in Eukaryota, Viridiplantae, Streptophyta, Magnoliopsida, Poales, Poaceae. The record is from RefSeq and is a predicted model, not a curated record. Gene Ontology annotation, biological process: cellulose biosynthetic process; plant-type primary cell wall biogenesis.